Molecule: messenger RNA, 2097 nt
Organism: Besnoitia besnoiti
Lineage: Eukaryota; Apicomplexa; Conoidasida; Eucoccidiorida; Sarcocystidae
Product: WD-40 repeat protein
Exons: 12
Coding region: 1-2097 (698 amino acids)
Biological process (GO): rRNA processing
Cellular component (GO): Pwp2p-containing subcomplex of 90S preribosome; small-subunit processome
Molecular function (GO): protein binding
Source: RefSeq, a predicted model, not a curated record
AUGGCGCGUCCUGUGGCAGGGGAUGAUGGAGGAAAUUUGAAGGGCGCGGAGUCGCGGAGAAGCAAGCGCUUCUUUGCGGCCGCGAAGGCUUUGGGGGAUGCCGAGGCUGCCGCGUCGUCCGAUGGGGAGGAUGCAGCGAAGACGAAACGCAUGAAAGUGAGAAUCCAGAGGGGCGUCCGCGCGGCUGCGCCCGAGUCGGGAGCUGUACAUACACCCGAGGAGACCAAGCGGCGGCCAAAACCGAGUUCCUCCGCAGGUUCCGCGGCGGCUGCGUCGUUGAUCCCUGACGAAGUUCGGGAACUGGAGAGCAUGCUGUUUGGCGCCAAGGCGCGUCCCGCGGAGGCGUCUCGUCCGGCGAAAUUACGGAAAAAGCAAAAGACCGCCGCCCGCGCCGCGGCCGAAGAAGAGGAGGCAGACUCUCGCGCUGCCGGCCGCGCCGGAGACAAUACGCGGCCCCUGAAGAAGCGCCGUGGAGAGGCGAGCGCCGCGGAUGGCGAGGGCGCUUCUGGGGCGUCGCCCAGCACGGGGAGGGAGGAGCGAGAGGCAGGGGACGAGUCCUGCGAAGGCGCGAGUGACGACGAGCGCGAAGCGGGUGCAGCUCGGCCUCACACUCGCGCCCGCGCGUGGACCGAUCCAGACGACAGUCGCGUCUCGGUGAAUCUGCGAGUGAACCCAAAGCUGCGCAAGCUGCGCGACACCGAGAAGGACGAAACCGUGGACGGAGAGAACUACCAGGCGCGCCUCGCCCGGCUGCACAAGAAGCUCGUUCAGAGUCGCUCCAGCGUCAGCUGGGUGGAAAAGGCCCGACAGCGGAAACGCAAGGCUGAGGAGAAAGGGGCCUUCGACGCCGACCAAGCCGCGGGCUCCGAUGCCAGCGACGCGGAAGCGACGGGAAUUGCAGCGCAGCUGACGACAAAGACUGGGCAGAGUAUCGCGGGCAUUCAGAGCAGUUCUUCGGUGCUUUCCUCGAAAGGCCUCGCACGGCGUCUCGCGCGCCAGGAGAAGAAGGCAGGCACGCUGCUCGCUGACGGGAGAGAGGGAGAACGCAGCCUGAUCGCGCCGCGAAAAAUCAUCAUCCACCGACUCGAAAACGCCAACAAAGCGGAACCCAGCGGAAGCACGAUUGCUGCGCUCGAGUUCCACCCCCGCAGCUCCCUGCUGAUGACUGCCGGCCGCGAUCAAACUCUGCGCCUCUUCUCCGUUGAUGGAAAGGAGAACAAGAAAGUUGAGUCGAUUUUCUUCCGCGAUUUCCCGAUUCUCGCCGCGCGGUUCACGCGCCACAACCACGGAGGCCAGGUCCUCGCCAUUAGCAACGCGAAUCGCUCACUCGCAGAGUACGACCUCGAAACAGGGAAAGUCGAGAAGAUCCCAGGCAUCGCAGGCCGGCAGCAAGAACGCUGUUUUCACUUCCUGGAGAUGGGAGGCGGGCGAGGUGCCGACGACGCAAGCAGCUUCCUUGUCACGCACACCACCUUCGCCGUGGCCUCUGCGGCCUCUCAGGAUGUGCUGCUCUGCGACGCACGAUCGAAGCGACUUCUCAACGUGUUUUCGAUGAACGCAAACGUUGCGGCCAUUGCGUACCACCCAACGAAGGCGUCAAUCUUCACCGCAGACAGAGACGCCUUUAUUUAUGAGUGGGACCUCCGCGCUGGCGACUGCGUUCAGAAGUUUCAAGACACGUCCUGCCUGCGCCUGACCUCAUUGGCGGCCUCGCCGUGUGCAAGUCUGUCCUCCACCUAUCAGCCGUCUUCUGUCUUGGCUACCGGAUCGAAAACCGGCUACAUCAACCUCUUUUCUCUCUCCGCUGCUGACUCCAUUUCCAGUCAACCCGUCAAGGAGCUCGGGAAUCUGACUACUGGCGUCAGCACCCUCGCCUUCCAUUCCUCCAACCAGUUGCUCUGCGUGGCGUCGAGGUGGAAGAAGGACGCUUUGCGGCUCGUUCACUUACCCUCUCACACUGUUUACCAGAACUGGCCGACGGAAAAGACGCCGCUGCGCUAUGUGACAGCCGCUGAUUUCAGCUGCAGCGGUGGUCUGUUGGCUAUCGGCAACGAUCGCGGACACGCAUUGCUCUACCAGAUCAGGCAUUUCCUGUGA